Messenger RNA from Mobula hypostoma (lesser devil ray), 4992 nucleotides. Its product is annotated as NACHT, LRR and PYD domains-containing protein 3-like. NCBI's taxonomy places the organism in Eukaryota, Metazoa, Chordata, Chondrichthyes, Myliobatiformes, Myliobatidae. Bases 516 to 3446 code for a protein of 976 amino acids. Gene Ontology annotation, molecular function: protein binding. The transcript is spliced from 10 exons. The record is from RefSeq and is a predicted model, not a curated record. Gene Ontology annotation, cellular component: cytoplasm.
UAUAUUGUGCUCCAGUCCUCCCGCGUAAGAGCGGUGUUAUCCCGUGACUCAGUAUGUGAGGUUUUCCCGGGAUCGUACGGCAGCGGUCUUUGAAUGACGGUCAGAAAGGGGCUCCAUCUCCAAUUACCUGAGAACCCCAGUUACCACGUGUACAUGUUUGCUGCAACGCCGCGUUUAGAAGAAACAGGGAGAAUCGAUACCGGGGGGUGGGGAAUCGAAACCUGUGCGGAGCUGGAACUCGUCAGGAAGUGGGGCUGAGCUGGAGCCGUCGAGAGUUCUCUGACUCUCUCGGUUUUAAAGCGGACGGCACGAAUUUUGCCGCAGGGUUUAAUUCCGGUUUCACAGGACGAAGGACUGAUUGCUGAACGAGAACAGAGUGACAGAUCUCGGGAAGUUAAAGGUGUCAGAGGACCUCGUCAGUUUCCGGUCCGGGAGCGUGAUCUCGAAUGGAAGUACCAGAGUUGAGCUGAAAAGGUCCUCUGGGUUUGCGAUCGGGAGGGAACGACUGAGCUGCAAUGGGGGCGAGUCAGGACAAGGCUCCCGAGCCUGCAAGCCCUGCAGCCGGGCACAGCGUUCAAUCUUCACACAUCCGUCCCGGUGAACAAGUGCGUAUUCCGGGCCCUGACCCGCGGCGCGGAUAUUAUUAUUACGCGGUGGCCGGCACCAGAGACCCCGUUCAGAGCCCUGCUACGAGUGUGCGGCAUCGGCCCGCAGGAACUGCUCCUCCAGAAAUUACUGCUUUUACCAGGAGCGCUACCAUGAGCAGCCCUCAAAACAUUGUCCAUGUUGCAGACCGAAGCUCUGCAUUUGCUGCCCUCAUGGCGAACUGGGACGACUUCAGGUUAUUCCAGCUGACGACAUCUUACCGGGACAGGCUACAGCCUGCGGUGGAAGGAGUGGUGCACAAUGUCAGCUUGGCACUGAAGACUGAGGACCAGUUCAGUACACUCGAACAGCAGACGGUCAACAACCUCUCCGAACAGGGCUACAGAGCGGAGAGUUCUGAGCUACUCCUGAACCUGGUGAUGGAGAAAGGGUCUCGGGCCCAGAGGGUGAUGUGGGAGUGCUUUUCGAAGCUCCGGAAUCGGGAUCCAAAGUUGGUCAAAAUACUGGAAGAAAUAUGGGAGCUAGGUCCCACACCUUAUGCUAAUUGGGAUUUGACCAAGGGUGCGCUCGACUUUCCCACUGAGCUCACAGGUGCACAGCAGAGGCACAAAGAAACGCUCCGGACUGUGAACGCAAAGGUGAACGCCACCAUAAUCCUCAGGAAUGGCGGCGUGAAGGUUUUCCAGCUGGCCGAUCGAUUCGCCGAGUUCACGGUCAUUUCUACACCUCGGCCCCGGAGGCUCGCAGAGCACGAGCUGCUGGCAAGGGGCCAGGAGCUCGAGCAGCUCACUGACAGGCAGAUCCCCGGCGAGCUGCUGAAGAUACGGGUGGACCAGUUGUUCACGAGUGGAGAUCCUCUCGGCAAUUCCCAGUCCGGCAAGUCAGCGGCGUUGGCUGGAGCCUCCGGGAUCGGGAAGACUACAGUAGUGCAGAAGUUUGUUUUGGACUGGGCGUCGGGGAGAAUGUGCCAACACUUCCAAUUCAUCUUCAGUUUCAAAUUCCGGGAUUUAAAUUCAAUUAACUGCGCCAUAUGUCUGAGGGAACUGCUUCUGGAUCAUUAUCCGUAUUUGAGGAAUGUUCUUGUGGAACUCUGGAGGAACGCUGCGAGAUUGCUGUUUAUAUUUGAUGGUUUUGAUGAGUUCAAGGACAGAAUCGAUUUUGCCGACAGACAGGGAGACGCAGAGCCUCAGCACGUGUGCACAGAUCCUAAAUUCCGGUGUAAUGUAUCUGACAUUGUGUACAGUUUAAUCCAGCACAAGCUGCUCCCAGGGUGUUCAGUGCUGGUGACCUCCCGCCCCACUGAGUUACAUUUACUGGAAAAGGCGGGCAUCAGUGUCCGGGCUGAAAUCCUGGGAUUUGUUGGUGAGGAGCGGAAGGAGUAUUUCAGUAGGCAUUUUGAAGAUCAGGCUGUGGCAGCAGCUGUUUUCAAACACGUGCAAGAGAAUGAGAUCCUGUACACCAUGAGCUACAACCCCUCCUACUGUAAGUUCCUCGCUCUGGCACUGGGCCCCUUCUUUGCACAACCAGACAGGGACCCGCAGCAGGCUCCCAAGACCAUCACCCAACUGUAUUCCCACUACAUUUCCAACAUCCUGAAAAAGCACGGCCGUGAGAUCGAGAGCCCCCGUGAUGUGCUGCUGCGGGUGGGACAGAUGGCCUUCAGAGGAUUGGCCGAGAGGGAAUUUGCUUUUACAGACGGAGAUCUGUUCAGGCACAGUCUGCAGUUCUCCCAGUUCCUCUCAGGUUUCCUGAGGGAGCUGCUGGAGAGAGAGGGCACCCGCAAUGUGAUGUACAUGUUCCCCCACCUGACCAUCCAGGAGUUUGUUGCAGCCCUCGCGCACUUCCUGACCUCAGACCCUGUCGUCCUGCUGGAGCACCUCGCCGAAGCCCGGCGCACGGCAGACGGGCGAUACGAAGUGUUUCUCCGAUUUGUGGCUGGUCUUGCCUCCGCCGAGUCAGCUGGGCCCCUGCAGGAGCUCCUGGGCGCCUUUCCCAACCAGACGACCUCCCAGGUGACCGACUGGGUGAAGGAGGAGGUGGCACGUCGGAUUUCCAGCACGGCGAGUGAAGACGGCAAGAGAGGCCUCCUGAAGGCAUUGCACUACCUGUUUGAGUCUCAGGACGGCCAGCUGGCUCAGUGCACCUUGGGAUCCGCGGAGGCGCUCUCUCUUCGAAGACUGCGGCUGACUCGGAGCGACUGCGCCGUCCUAUCUCACGCCAUCGGCCACUGUGAUGCCGUGAAGCACCUCGAUCUUCGGAGCUGCAGCAUUCAGCGUGAAACACUCAAGCUACUGGCGCCCGGGCUGCACAGAUGUCAGGAGUUGGGGCUUGGGAACAAUCAGCUGGGAGACUCAGGAAUGAAACUUGUGGCUGCAGCUCUGAGCAACGUGGACUGUAAAAUAGAGAAACUGCGGCUCUAUAAUAACGGACUGCAGCCUUUUUGCGCCAGCGAUUUCGCUGGUGCUCUCAGUACGAACCGCUCCCUGACAGAGCUGGAUCUGGCAUACAACAACCUGGGAGAUUCGGGGGUGAAGCAGGUGUCCGUGGUCCUGAGGAACCCGAACUGUAAAAUACAGAGACUGCGCCUGGAUGGUGUCAAUCUCACGGAUUCUUGCACAGAGUAUCUCACCUCUGCUCUCAGUGCAAACUAUACAUUGAGGGAGCUUAAACUGAAUUCGAACUGCUUGACGGACCGGUCAGUCCCUGCUCUCCAUCGCCUCAUUCUGAACCAUCAGAAUCUGAAAAGUCUUGGGCUGCAAUGGAAUCUGUUCAGCAAGGAUGGAGAGAAUCAAUUGAUAUCGUUGCGGGAAUUGGUGCCCAAGUUCAUCAUUACAAUAUAAGCACUUUACUAUGAAGAGCAAUGCCCCAUGGAUAUGAAUGUAUUUAUUUGUUUUAAAAGGACGCCCCAGAGUUUGAGACAGAUUAGCCAUUCCUGGUUAUGCAACCAAUGACACCAGGCAGUCUCUGAACAGCAUUGAUAGUGGCUUAUAAAGAUCUUGCCCGGAAGAAGGCAAUAGCAAACCACUAUUUAGAAAAAAGUUGCCAAGAACAAUCAUGGCCAAGGACCAUGUUCGCCUCUGUCAUCUGACUCGGUACAUUCUGCUGAUGAACCCUCCUGCUACCAACUGGAACUGAGGGAGAGCGCCCUCUGUCGGUGAACUCAUAGGUACUGUUCUGGAAUCAAGUUAAUUUUGCUGGCAUGUACCACUUCUUGCGAAAGGACCCCAGUGUUUGCUCUCAGCCAUGGAAUAUAGGGAUUCAUCAAAUCCUCCCACUGCCUUGACCAAAGAAAAUACUUAAUGGAGCUGCUUCACACUGGGCUUGUGUGCAGCAUUCAGAAAGAGGGGAGUGUUUGCAGGAAGAUAGUCACACGCUAUGCAUCAAGGUAGCUUACUGAUUAGAGAGACUCUAUUAUUGCUUGGGGUGUCGGAGCUCACCAUCGACACUGCUUGUCAGAAACUUGGAUGCCCUUCAUGCGAGUUCAUGGGACCCUGCCCACCAUCCAAUCACAAGCCAGUUAGAACAGGGGUUUCCAAUUUUUUUUUCCGCCAAGGGACCAAUAAGCACGGGGUCCAGGGAGCCCCGUUGGAAAGCCCCGGGGUGGAAGGUUAAUUGGUUGCUGUAAGUUGUCCUUCGAUCAGACUAGUGUCCCAACAGGUACGUUGCUGGGCAGUGUGGCCUUCGGGCCUGUUCUGUGCUGUAACUAAAUAAAUAAAUAACUACAUGUGUUUGCACUGUCAACAUAUCUCACAAUACCAGAAGUUGUGGAGGCAUAAGAGUUAAUUGGGAGCCCAAAAGCUACAUUCCCAUCAGUGGUCAAGGCCUAUUGAAUAACCCAUAAUCUAGUUGUCUAGUUGUCUAGUUGUCUUCCACCUUAUAGACUCUAUUUGUUUAUUUUCUUGUAUACUCAAUGGAAGAAUUGAAUAUCGAUGUUUGCACUUAAGUGCAAGCAAUGUGAUCGGUUAUUAUUCUGCACUACCCCUGAGUAAAUGGUCCUCCCAAAAGCUCCAACAAGAGAAAAUCUGCAGAUGUUUGGAAAUCCAAAGCAACAUGCACAAAAUACAGGCUGCAUUGACGGAAAAGAGUACGCAGUCAAUAUUUCGGGCUGAAAUCCUGCCGAAACGUCGACUGUACUCUUUUCCAUAGAUGCUGCCUGGCCUGCUGAGAUCUUCAGAGCAGCUCAUUGGGAGCCAGACUGCCAACAGUUAAAAGCCAUGCACGAGUUGCCUAUCACCUUACAAUCAUUCUUCCAUUUUAUUGUGCAAGUAACACAGUCAUUAUAUAAAAAUGUUUGAUCUGCCUCAUGAGGCAAUCAAGAUUAAUGUAUUCUAAUGUUUAUUUCUGAUCACUUAAUUGCACUAUUAAACUCGUGCCUAUGGUGGAGGA